AUGUCCUCCCCACGCAUCGCCUGGAUCGGCCUAGGCAACAUGGGCCGCGGCAUGGUCAAGAAUCUGGUCGACAAGGGCUCAUAUACCGCGCCUGUCCUCAUCUACAACCGUACCGCCGCUCGCUCGGAGAAGCUCGUCUCGACGCUCCCGCAAGGAAAGGCCAAAGUCAUCACCUCGAUCGCGGACGCUGUCGAGGGCGCAGACAUCAUCUUCACGUGCGUCUCCAACGAUCAAGCCAUUGAGGAAACCAUCUCCGCUGCCCUGCAAUCUCCCGAGUCCAAAGGCAAGCUCUUCGUCGACUGCUCCACUGUACAUCCCGACACCACGGACAAACUGGCCAAGAAGAUCAACGGAGCUGGCGCAGAGUUCGUGGCGAAUCCGGUCUUUGGCGCUCCGGCCAUGGCAGACUCGGGGCAACUGGUUUGCGUUUUGGCGGGACCCAAGGCACAAGUUGAUCGUGUACUUCCUUACUGCAAAGGCGUCAUGGGCAGGGCUGAGAUCAACUACUCCGAUCAACCUCACGGAGCAGCCACGCGCCUCAAGAUCAUCGGCAACACCUUUAUACUCAACAUGGUGGAGACUCUAUCCGAGGGUCACGUCCUCGCGGAGAAGAGCGGCCUCGGCACUGACAAUCUCCACGCUUUCAUCGAGACGAUGUUCCCCGGUCCAUACACCGCAUACAGCCAGCGCAUGAAGUCUGGGGACUACCACAGUCGCGAGGAGCCUCUGUUCCAGGCCAAGCUGGCGAGAAAGGACGCGGGCCACGCAAGGAGUCUGGCAGAGGCAAGCGGAUGCAAGCUCAAGGGGUUGGAAGUUGCGGACGAGCAUCUGAAGGCGGUCGUCGAUCACGCGGGCGACAAGGGCGAUAUCGCCGGCAUCUACGGUGCCGUACGGAAAGAAUCCGGCCUCAAGUUUGAGAACAACUAA
Lecanosticta acicola is the source of this 927-nucleotide messenger RNA. The record is from the annotation of a GenBank genome assembly. NCBI's taxonomy places the organism in Eukaryota, Fungi, Ascomycota, Dothideomycetes, Mycosphaerellales, Mycosphaerellaceae.